Rhineura floridana is the source of this 2847-nucleotide messenger RNA. Its product is annotated as class II histocompatibility antigen, M alpha chain. The coding region runs from base 95 to 856 and encodes 253 amino acids. The transcript has 5 exons. Gene Ontology annotation, molecular function: MHC class II protein complex binding. Lineage: Eukaryota; Metazoa; Chordata; Lepidosauria; Squamata; Rhineuridae. Gene Ontology annotation, cellular component: MHC class II protein complex; membrane. The record is from RefSeq and is a predicted model, not a curated record. Gene Ontology annotation, biological process: positive regulation of T cell activation; immune response; peptide antigen assembly with MHC class II protein complex.
CACAAAAAAACCCGCCGGGGGCGCCGGGAGAGGUCUCUGCUGACGCUCCGGAGUUGCCUUGGGGCAGGCGGGCAGGCAGGCAGGCAGGCAGAGCAUGGGUCCCCGACGGUGCGGCUGGUGGGGGCCGGCGGCCUUGGCUUUCCUUUGGGGGGCGGCAGCUGCAAAAGCUCAAGAGGACCCCGUUCAUCUCUUUUCCGAGGUGCUCUUUUGCCAGGAAGACUACCCCUUUUCUGGCCUGUCCCAAACCCUGGAUGAUGAGCAGCUGUUCUGGUUUGAUUUCCUGGGGGACGCCUGGCACCCCCACCUGCCCGAUUUCCAGCCGGAGGUGCAGAACCGGACCUCCAAGGAACAAAUUGAGCAGCAAAAUUCCAUCUGCCAACAAGUGCUGGACAUCCUCACCAACUUCUCGGACACAUAUGUGAUGAUGCCCGAGGCAAAAGGUAUCCCUCAGGUGGAGAUCUUCACCCUCCGGCCCCUCCAGCUGGGCACGCCCAACACCCUCAUCUGCUCUGUGACCAACAUCUUCCCGCCCUCGGCUAACCUCACCUGGGCACACCACGACCAGGCAGUGACCCAGGGGGUCUCCACCCCUCAGAUCUACCCCGUGCAAGUGCUGGACUUCAAACUCUUCUCCUACUUAGAGGUCACCCCCCAGGAGGGAGACAUCUACAGUUGCACUGUCAGGAGUCCCCGGGACAAGUUCAGCACCGUGGCUUUCUGGGUCCCCAAAGAUCCCAUCGCCUCGGAGCUCCUGGAGAACAUCCUGUGUGGUGUCGCUUUCGGACUGGGGAUCCUCUUCAUCAUCACAGGGGUAGUCCUCACUCUCAUGGCCCGUGCAGCCAGCAAAACAGAAUGAAUCCUUGAGAGUGGCCCUGAUGGAGAAAGAGGCCCUGAUGAGAAAGUGGCAUCGACUGCUAGGGUCCUCGACCCCCACACAUCCUCCCAACUGGAACUGCCCCUAGCUACCAAACCACCCCCCAUCGUAUGUGGGGCAGAGGGAGGCUCUUUUGCUCACAAUGAGCUGUGGAAGUCUUUCCCGCCAACCCACCCCUCCACCAACCAGGUUCCACUCGUGGACUCCACCGCACCUCCUGGAGUGGCAUUUGGCCUUGCUGCAGGGAGGUGGGGUGGGCUGCAGGCCGCCUGCUCUUCCACUCCAUGGCUGUGCCUUUUCCCCACCCUCCCCCCAGAUGCUCUGUGAAGGUACAGCCAGAGAGUGCCAACUAGCAGUGGGGUAAAGAAGGGGAUUUCCUCAUGGGAAGGGCAGGAGCAGAGAAUGAUGCCUGCAGGACUAAAAUAAUGUGGUUGCCAAUCCCACUACUGACACCAACAUCGUCAUCCUUCUAUGUCCUCCUCUUGUCCCAGGUAUAGAUCUUCUUCUGCCUUUUUCAUGGAAACACAGCCCUACCAGGAAGGGAGCAUAGUUUGGUUUGUUAGGCACUGGAGGGGGGGGUUCAACAAAGGCUGGGACUUUAAAGUGUAAUACACACACACAGAGCCCUGAGUUUCUUGGACAUGUUAGAUUAGAAGUAUGAUGUAGCUCCAAUAAAUUGAAUAUUUGUUUUGCUGGAGGUGGGGUGGGGGGUUGGAAGAGGCCCCCAUCCAACCCUGGCCUCCAUCCCGCUCCUAUUUGGGGCCUUACCCCAUAUGCCAUAGUGUCAACAAGUGUCUGAUUUGGGGGCAGGAAGCGCUUUCAACCUCUGCCCCCCCCCCAUCCCUUGAACAGCAGCCUGAAUGAUGUUGCGUGUUUGGAUCAAGGAGGUUGGCUUGGAGGGGGAAGGGGUGAUCCUAUGAUGGAUUUCCUCCCUAUGCCAAAAAUUCUCUCUCCUCAUGGAAAAAGAAAGAGGGGCUCCCUCUGCCCCACCCCUUCUGUUCUUUACGCAGGCAGGCAUUCAGUCGUGGGGAUCCCCACAAGCUUUGUGAAAUGGCACAGUCCUGUGGCAGGAGUGGUCUGUACCAUACAAUUUUUUGGAAUGUGCAGCCAGGCAGGGCUGAGUCCUGGAAGUUGUGAAGCAAUUAUACAAUGACUGCCUCUGAGCAUGUUCGGAGUGCUUCCCCUUGGAGUGAGAAAGUACUGCUUGCCAUCCCUCAGCUUAGGCUGGGGGGAGGGAUGGUGGUGGCAGCAGGAGGAGGAGAGUUCCUGGCUAGCGGGUGUAGUUCUGGGCAGAAUUAAUCCCCAGGAUCCCUCUCCAUUUUCUGCUUUCUUUAAUUUUUCAAAACAACCUGUGCUGAUGCCCCUUGGAGAAUAAUUUAUUUCCAUGUUGUCCUGCCCUGCCGAAAAGCCCAUUAAUUUUCAUCCAGGAUGUCCUUCCAUCCACCCUCCGCUCGGCUGCAAAUAUUUUGCCAUCUCUCAAUGGUUAGCAAGGGGCUCUGCCGACUAAAUGCUUUGCCCGUUCUCCGGAGCGGUGGCUCCAGCUCUGGCGAUGGCCAGCUGGAGGGUGCGAUAGGAGGGGGUCCCUCCACAGCAGUGGGGCUGUGGCCCUUUAGGGCAAAUGGGACUCUCCCUCACUAACCUCGGCCUGCUCUCAGCCAGCUGCCCCCGCCUCCUCGGUCCCUGGAAUUGGCUCCCGCUGCUCUUGGGCCUCCUGCCUUCUGCCCCACCAGUCCUAAUGGGCAUUACCCCAGGAUGGCGAGGGGUCUGGAAGAUGCUGAAUGGUCGACAAUGUUUAGUCUGGAGAAGAGACAUCACAGCUGUCCUGAGUAUCUGAAGGGCUUUCAGCCACGCAGAAGAUGGGCCAGACUCGUUCUCUGUUGCUCAGAGAGGGCAGGACUAGGAACCAAAUGACAGAGUGGAAAAUGCGGGGAAGGAGAUUUUGGUUGACAAUGAGUUACAUUGAGCAGAGGGUG